CUGAAAAGCAGAAUGCCUUUAUAUCUAUUUUAUCCACUCUUCCAUUAAUUCCCCAAAAAAAUUUCAGAGUAGUCCAAACUGAAAAGGCAGAAACCAAGAAAGAAAGAAAGUUCAACUCUUUGUUGAAAGACUAUUUCUUCUACAGAAACAAAACAUGCUGAAAUAUAGCUAUGGAAAAGUGGUUGCUUCACAUAUAUUGGUUGCAAGUCUGGUGGGAAUUAUAUCUGCUUUCGCCAUGCAUCUUCACAAAUCUUCUAAAUCUAAAUCCAAAUCUUCCAAAGUUGAUGAUAAUGAUCAAAUAAAUAUAAAUCUCCUUACUCCUAUUUUGGACAGAAGUGAAUCUAGUCGUGGUGGUAAACUCGAAAAGUUUUCCCAUUAUGUUGCAAGGCAAGUGGGGUUUAAAGAUGAAAAUGAGUGUCCUCGCUUAGGAGAGCUAGUACAAGAAUAUUUGAGGAGAUCCAAAGGUUGUGAUAAUACCAUAUUUGAAUACUUUGCUAAUGAAGAAGAUGCUGAAUCUUUGUAUGUAAAGUUGGAGAAUGAAUUAGAGAGAUGCAUUCUUGCUUAUUUUGCUUUCCAUUGGAGUAAAGCUUCUCUCUUCAUUAGUCAGGUGUUAAGUGUUGAUUCUGAUCAGAAAAGACUCAAGGAUUUGGUGCUCGCAGCUACAAGGAAGCAGAGAUUCGAGAAGAUAACAAAGGAGUUGAAGGUGACAAGGGUAUUUUCUACACUGGUAGAGGAGAUGAAGGCAAUUGGAACAGUUUCAUCAAAUGGGGACUCCAAAUGUACAGACGUUAUGGUCCCUGUGGCUCACAGUCAACGAAGUCCAGUGCUCCUCCUCAUGGGUGGCGGCAUGGGUGCCGGCAAAUCCACUGUCCUCAAAGACAUCCUCAAACAGUCUUUUUGGUCCGAAGCAGCUGCAAAUGCAGUGGUGGUAGAGGCAGAUGCUUUCAAGGAAACUGAUGUAAUUUACAGAGCCCUUAGCUCAAGAGGUCAUCAUCACGACAUGCUUCAAACUGCUGAAUUGGUACAUCAAAAUUCAACAGAUGCAGCAUCUUCCCUCCUAGUCACAGCUCUUAACGAAGGGCGCGAUGUUAUAAUGGAUGGAACCUUAUCAUGGGUGCCAUUUGUUGAGCAGACAAUAGCCAUGGCAAGAAAUGUACACAAACAUCGGUAUCGAAUGGGGGAAGGUUACAAGGUUGCAGAGGAUGGGACAGUUACUGAAAAUUAUUGGGAACAAGCUGAACAGGAACAAGGAGAAGAGGCUAACAUCACUAAACCUUACAGAAUUGAAUUGGUGGGAGUUGUAUGUGAUCCUUACCUAGCUGUUGUUAGAGGCAUCAGGAGAGCUAUAGGAACAGGGAGGGCAGUUAGAGUGAAGCCUCAACUCAAAUCUCACAAGAGAUUUGCAAAUGCAUUUCCUAAGUACUGUGAUAUUGUUGAUAACGCCAGACUCUACUGCACCAACGUUUUAGGCUCCAAACCAACGUUAAUAGCAUGGAAAGAUGGAGAGAAUAAGAUGUUGGUGGAACCGGAAGACAUCAAAUGUUUAGAAAUGGUAAGAAAUGUGAAUGAAGAAGCAGAGUCAAUAUACGAACUCUACCCAAAAGAUGAAUUAGCGCAGCCUGGUUCAGUUUGGAAUGACAUGGUUUUAUUACCUACAAGGUCUAUUCUCCAGCAAGAGCUCAAAGCAGCCAUUGGAAAAAUUGAAAAUCGGCCAAAAUUGCUUGAAGCUCUUAAAGCUGAUUAGAAACAGACAAAUUUUUAUUGUAGUAGUAACUUUUUGUGACUUUUUUUCAAAUGCCCAAAUGUUAAUGUUACAACUUACAAUCAUUUGAAUUUGGAUGCCCGGCCCUUUCUUGGUUUUA
Molecule: messenger RNA, 1862 nt
Organism: Nicotiana attenuata
Lineage: Eukaryota; Viridiplantae; Streptophyta; Magnoliopsida; Solanales; Solanaceae
Exons: 9
Coding region: 155-1744 (529 amino acids)
Molecular function (GO): kinase activity; ATP binding
Source: RefSeq, a predicted model, not a curated record